Molecule: messenger RNA, 1473 nt
Organism: Papaver somniferum (opium poppy)
Lineage: Eukaryota; Viridiplantae; Streptophyta; Magnoliopsida; Ranunculales; Papaveraceae
Product: probable LRR receptor-like serine/threonine-protein kinase At4g36180
Exons: 2
Coding region: 1-1473 (490 amino acids)
Molecular function (GO): protein binding
Source: RefSeq, a predicted model, not a curated record
AUGAACUACAACUUUCUGAGUUCUCCGAUCCCGGCACAACUUGCUAAUUUAACUUCACUUUCUAUUAUUGAGUUAUCUAUUUGUGGACUACAAGGUUCAGUUCCUUACCUUCCGCAACUACAAAAACUUGAUGUCAGUGGUAAUUUUGGUCUUCGUUUUGAUCUACCAAACAUGUUUGAAAAUCGCUGGCCGAAACUGAAAAUACUUGAUAUAUCAGAUAACGAAGUAACCGGAUCAAGAUCAUUUCUGAGUUCAAUUUCAAAUGCACCAAUGUUGGUCAGUCUUUCUGCUUCAAUGAGUUCCAUUCAAGGGUCUUUACCUCCUUCAAUCUACAAUCUUUCUAGGUUGCAAUAUCUAGACCUCUCUUACAACAACAUAACAAGUUUUAUCCAUUCUUCAAUCUCCAAUCUAAAAAAUCUACACUUUCUUGACUUGUCAGGGAAUAAUUUCCAAGGACCCAUACAAAGUUCAAUAUGCGAGAUUGUUUCUCUUCGACGACUUGUUUUAGAAAAUAAUAACAUUACAGGAAUACUACCAAGUUGCAUUACCAUGCUCACUAACCUCGUUGAGUUUCGCGUUUCUAAGAAUUCUAUAGAGGUCAAUGUUUCAUUGAUCUCUCUGAUCAACAAAUUUCACCUAUCCACCUUAGAUCUUACCUCAAAUAGGCUAACCAUCGAUACGAAUGAAAACUUACAUUUGGAUGCCUCGAAGCCUAAACUAGAGAUUUUAGCGCUGGGAUCAUGCAAUUUGAAAGUAUUCCUUACUUUUAUUUGUAUUUUGACUCAACUUAAAGUAUUGAAUUUGUCUCAUAAUAACCUCACAGGAGUUAUCCCACCUUGCAUCUUCAAACUUGAAAAUCUCGUUUACUUAGAUUUGUCUAACAACAAACUUCACAGUCCCCUGCCUCUUCCACCUCUAAGUGUGAGUAGUUUUGAUUUACCACAUAAUAAACUCGAAGGAAAUAACAGCUUUGAAGGUGUUAUACCCAUUGGUCUUGGUUCACUUAAUUCCCUUAAGAUUCUUUCUUUGAGGUCAAACAAGUUUAAUGGGUCCAUUCCUAAAGAGAUUACAGAUUUGUAUGAACUGCAAAUACUAGACUUGUCGAUAAACAAUCUCUCAGGUCCAAUUCCAGUAAGUUUGGGAAAGUUGAAGUUAGUAAGUAAUCCUAGUCCUGGAAGCGUACAAAGGAACUCUAUUGGUGUGCAGUUUCAGUUGGUUAUCAAAGGCACCAUGCGGCAAUUUGAGAUAAUGUAUGACUAUAGUUCGGGAAUCGAUCUAUCAUGUAACGUUCUUGACGGGAAGAUUCCAGAAGAGAUAGGUUUAUUGAAUGGACUUGUUAUGCUUAAUUUGUCGCAUAAUCAUUUCUCAAGUAACAUCCCAGCGAGUGUUGGAAACAUGUCUAGUCUAGAGUCUUUGGAUUUAAGUUUUAAUAAACUGGAUGGACAUAUCCCACAAGAGAACUUUGUUGUUUAG